Messenger RNA from Xiphophorus hellerii (green swordtail), 3193 nucleotides. RefSeq names its product zinc finger CCHC domain-containing protein 18-like. The transcript has 4 exons. The record is from RefSeq and is a predicted model, not a curated record. NCBI's taxonomy places the organism in Eukaryota, Metazoa, Chordata, Actinopteri, Cyprinodontiformes, Poeciliidae. Gene Ontology annotation, molecular function: zinc ion binding; nucleic acid binding. The coding region runs from base 1201 to 2958 and encodes 585 amino acids.
UACCUCCGCCUUUGUGCAAGAAGGAACAGGAGGAGCACUGCCAGAGCCCUGCAAAAUGACCUCCAGCAGGCCACAAAUGUGCAUGUGUCUGUGUAACCCACAUAAAGUGGGUAUGCCACUUUAAGAGAAGAGGUUAAGGAAGCUGGGUGGUCUGCCUGGCCAAUGAGAAGUUUGGUUUCCAGAGCGUCUGGACCAAUCAGGGUGCAGGCUGCCGUUGUGGAUCCCGCCCUUCUCCCCCGGGUCUGCAGUACCGUUGGUUUUGCUCUAGAGAUCCGACGCGGUGAGACUGCUGAGCGGGGCAGCGCCAGAAGCCGUUAGGAAUCGUUGGCUCUUUCUGGCAGUUAUUUCAGCUUGUUCUUCGUAGAUAAAAGUGCCCCACGCAUCCGGAUUGAGACCCACUAUACGGUUGUCUGAAGUGUGUCGCACUGAGAUCGGUCAGGUUUUUUUUUAUACUGGAUCAUUCCUGAAGUGGAUCCCUCCUUUGAUAUUGAUGGCGAGCCUUCCCACCUGGACCUAAAGAGAAAACCAGAUUUCGUCUACCCCAUUUGGAGUCAUGCUGCACCCUGCGGUGUGGUAGGAGAGCAACAUACAUCUUCACACACGGUUAUGUGUGAAACCUACAACUGACAUUCUCCAUUAUUAUUGUUUUUUUUAUUUAUUGAUUUUUGGACAAUACUGUUUGGAUUGUUUUAUUUCGGACAUUGUGACGCACAGCUGUGGUGGAAAUUCUCCUGUGAAUGAAGUUGAAUCAAACCAAAUUGGGAUUAAUUUGAUUAAUCUGCUGACUAAUACAAUUUGGAGUGCAGAUUACCAGGGUGCACCCGAAUUAUUUGAAAUUAAGAAUUAGCACUUGGCCAAGUAUUAUUGUUAUUUCUUUUUUUUUCAUUUUAUUGUGUGUAAUUUUAUUUUCAUAAUUGUGUGUUUUGUGCAACUGUUAAUUGUGUGUUUUCUGUCACUAAAACCAGUUCUUUAAAUACACCCAACUGCCCUUGUGUGUCAUUUAAACACUCCACUGUGCUCCGAUAGCCGAACCUAUUGGCCCAUUUAUCCAAAAUAUAUGUAAUACCCUUCUCUACUGUGUUACAGAGGAAGCUAUGGCGAGCCAGCCAGGAGCAUGAGUGUGUGUGUUUAAGUGUCAGACAUCUUACACAUAUUGUUAGAACGUGCCAAGUACUUCUCCUUAAAAAUAAAAAACCAAAUAUGGAUGUGGUACUCCGGGAGUCCAUCCAAAUUCCCCAUUCUGUGGUUGUUAGUGGUUUAACAGGGUCAGAGACAGAUGAGGAAGUGUCAACCUUUCUCCAGAAGUAUGGUUCCAUUAACCGUUACAUUUGCUUAGAUGAUCCUAAGUCAGAUUACCAUAAAAACAUGAUCGUUGAGUUUGCACAUGAAACUGCCAUGCAGACAUUGGAACCAUUGUUGCCUCUUCAGUUUCCAAGCAUGACUCAAGCAGGCAUUGUGUAUGAGUUAAAGGCUUUAGGAAGUGUCUACAGCAUAGAUGCCAGAAGCAAAGCUACUAAGAUGUACAUGGAACAGCUCUCUGAAAUUGCCAGGCUGAGUGGAAAUUCAUUAGGAGAAAUGUUGAAAGAAGAACUUAAAAAUCUGGUUUCAUCUGCAGAAUGUGCCUUUUCCCAAUCACUUCAGACUGAUCCAGAAUCCUCAGCUCCGCAGAGUCCGACCCCACAAAAAAAUUCAACCAUCAAAAGAAAUGUCCCAUCUUCUGAAACCCCUCAGUCAGUGAUGCCUACAGAUCCCAUGACUUUGACAUCAGCAAAUGAUCCAAGUAAGCCUCUCAUCCCUUCCAUUUUCAGAAAAAACCUGAUUGAUCUCAAUCCCUCGCAGACUUUCUCUGUCUCAUCUGAAUCCACUGCUACGCCCCUAAUCGAUGUCAAUCCACCUGCAGUUCAGCGAGUGGUGGUUGAGCAUGUGGUGCGCAGUAAUGAUAACUCACCCCAGUUUGCUUCACCGAGUAGACUCAGAGCUUUUUCAGGCAAGAGUCCACGACCAAGCCAUGAAGCAGAUUAUGAUACAUGGCGUGCAAGUGUCGAAAUUCUUAUCAGAGAUCCAUCUGUGUCAGACUUGCAUUGCACACAUCGUGUAUUGGACAGUCUUCUUCCUCCUGCUUCUGAAAUGAUCAAACAUUUGAGCCCACAGUCUAGUCCCUCAACUUACCUCAAGUUGCUUGACUCCGCCUACGGAACGGUUGAAGACGGUGACGAGCUUUAUGCUAGGUUCAUUAGCACGUUCCAGAAUGAUGGAGAAUUACCUUCUGUUUUCCUGCAGAGAUUGCACACUGCUUUAAGCAAAACAAUGAGACGUGGUGGUGUGUCCGCUCCAGAGUUUGACCAACAGCUUUUAAAGCAGUUCUGUAGAGGCUGUUGGGAGAACACUUUAAUAGUCGAUCUUCAGUUAGAACAAAAGAAAGAAAAACCUCCUACCUUUGCAGAAUUGUUGCUCCUUCUUAGGACAGAAGAAGAUAAACAGGCUGCAAAAAUGACUCGCAUGCGACAGCAUUUCAGCCAUACUAAGUCUGGUGCUUGCAAGCAGCGUGCCAUGUCACAAGUGCAUCUUGCACAUGACACAAAUGAUUUGAUAAAUAAGACUGAUCUUGAGAUGCUCAAGCAACAAAUUGCUGACCUCAGCAUUCAGGUGAAGAGCAUUGUGUCAGGGAGUCAAAAGCCAAAACAACCUAAACAACAAAAAGCAAAGUCUGUUCCUCUAAGUGUCACACAUGAAGCCCAUGUGGUGAAACCAAAAACAAGCUAUCCUUCCACAUUUAAAGCAAAUGGCAGACCACGUCCCUGGUACUGUUUCCACUGUGGAGAGGAUGGUCAUGUUGUGUCAGUCUGUGAUAAAGCACCAAAUCCUUCCCUUGUAGCAGCUAAGAAAAAACAACUGAAAGAAAAGCAGGCUGCUUGGGAAGCCUCUAAUGCUUCUCAAAGUGAGACACAUUUAAACUAGUGUCUGCUCUCAUAGAGGGACAUAUGGGAGCGAAGUUACAAAACUCCAGUCCCGAAACCAUGAAGUCUAUUGUCAAGAGUGUUGAGGUAGAAGGAUUAAAAUUGCCACAUGGCCUUGUGGGAACUAAAACCACAGCUCAAGUAUACAUUGUAGGGAAAGAAACAAACUGUCUUCUGGACACAGGUUCGCAAGUCACAACUGUGCCCCAGUCCUUUUAUGAAGAACACCUUUCUGA